Petromyzon marinus (sea lamprey) is the source of this 8703-nucleotide messenger RNA. RefSeq names its product kelch repeat and BTB domain containing 2 (gene KBTBD2). Gene Ontology annotation, molecular function: protein binding. The record is from RefSeq and is a predicted model, not a curated record. Lineage: Eukaryota; Metazoa; Chordata; Hyperoartia; Petromyzontiformes; Petromyzontidae.
UCCGCCGGGAUUGCGCGCUUUUUGGCGUUGGGUUGUUGUUGGUAUCGUUCGUUUUUGGGGAGUCUUGCAAUCCCGAACUCACGCGAGGAAGGCUGUGAAUGACGCUUGGUUUUGUGGCGGGGAAGGUGGCGGUGUUGGUGGCGGUUUUUGUUUUUGGUGCCGAGAACGCUCGAGUUGGUUUGUGCGCCGGGUUAUCGGUGUCUCCUUCGCAAAGAAACCGCAAACCCGGUUCAUUUUGAGUAGCCUUUGUUUAUUACAUACGAGACAAAUAUGUCCAGUGUCCUUGAUUCAUCAGACGUAACCCGUGCCGUGUGUUUAACCCCUGCGUUAUUACAAGAGACGGCAAACCGGGGUAAGUUCAAUGACUCCAAUUCGACGAUAAACAAUAAAAAUGCUCAAUGUAAUUUUGCUCCAUUAUUACACGAGCGAUACAAUACAUCGGUUUUUUGCGUGAUCUGUCUUCAUUAAGCGAGACGGAAGUCAUGUUGUUGUGUAAUUAGGCCUUAUGUCAUUGGUGUUAACCGGAGGAAUGUAAUGCAUGACUACACACAAUAACUGGGUUUCGUGUAAUUAUCCCGGUGUGUACUAUGAGGAAAUACAGCCCCCUUCUAUGUAAUUCGUAUAUCUAAUUACGUACGUGUUGACGCGCGCACUGAUGCAGUCUUACCACACGGCAUAGCGUGGCGCGUUGCCACUGUACAGCAAUGUGACUUCGCUGGAACGUCGUCGCAGGGUGCUGCUACCCCCAGGAUUGGCUGGCCGAAGCAGGUUGCUGCAUCGACGGCGGCGUGCAUUUGUUACCCGCUUUCCGGUCCCGCCUGCAGCACGAGUACCAUCGCUGUCCACACAAUUGACCGCCGACUCCGCGGGGGGACGAAAAUGAUUGCGCGGUGUCACCAGAGAGGUGCGUCGUGGGAGCGCCCCGCUGCCAACGACGGCACCGCCUGCACGCCAACUUUAUGAUAACGUCUCGGGCGUUUCCAAGAAACGCGCAGGCCCCUCUCCGAUGUUCGCCUCCAGGGAAAACCGAUGAAGAAACAGAAGCGCAAACGCUUGUUUAGGUUAGGUCUUACAAGUGCUGUCUUUUGAAACGUUAACACAUCCAGCGCACCGCGCCAAAGAACUGCUCGUGGAAAACUUUUGGGGGGGGGGGGGGGGGUGGGGGGGGAUAAAACUGGAUUAUCGUUACCUUUAGUUUAAAAAAAAAAGCGUUUUACGAGUCCUGGCAAUCUUUGAUUGCUCGUUGGGAGAACCUUCUUGCCCAGUUGCAGAGCUUUGUUUCUGGCAAGAAGAGAGCUGCGCAUCCUGAGCCGUGCAACCUCCCCCUCUUCCCCUUGCCCCGUUCCCCCAAAGCAACCGGAUCCCAUCGCCUACCCCGGUCUCUCUACCCUGCCCAACGCGCACCUCCCUUCCUCUUCCUCCCCCUCCUCCCCCCCCCCCCCCCCCCAUCGUCGCCCUCGUCCCACCACACAAGGCGCCGGCUUGCCGCCCGUCCCGCCCGAUUGUCCUCCCCUUCAUAUUUUCGCCACCGCUUGCGAGUCCGCGUCGGCGACCAUGUCAGAGGGGUGCGGGCGCGAACGGCGCGUGGACGCGGAGUACGCCGUGUGCCUGCUGGAGCAGCUGCGCGGUUUCUACGAGCGCCAGCUGCUCACCGACGUCGUGCUGGUUGCCGAGGGCAACGAGUUCCCGUGCCACCGGACUGUGCUGGCCGCGUGCAGCUCCUACUUCCGGGCCAUGUUCAUGAGCGGGCUGAGUGAGAGCAAGCAGACCCAUGUGAACCUGCACAACGUGGACUCGGCGACGCUGCAGAUCAUCGUGGCUUACGCGUACACCGGCCACCUGGAGAUGAGUGACGGGGUGGCGGAGCAGCUGUUUGAGACGGCCACCUUCCUGCAGGUAGAGGAGGUGGUGUGUCGCUGCCGUGACUACUUGGUGAAGAAGGUGUGCACGGAGAACUGCCUGCACCUGCUCGGCUUCGCAGACAUGUAUGCGUGCGGCGAGCUGAAGACGGCGGCGCGUCGUAUGGUGGAGCACCGCUUCCCGGCGCUGUGCCGGCACGAGCACUUCCUGCAGCUCCAGCCGCAGCUGCUCAUGGAGGUGCUCGGCAGCGACAACCUCAACGUGGAGAAGGAGGAGACGGUGCGGGAAGCGGCCAUGCUGUGGCUGGAGUACAGCCCGUCGUCGCGCUCGCAGUACCUCUCCGCCGUGCUCGGGCACAUCCGCAUCGAUGCGCUGUCUGAGGUGACGCAGCGCGCCUGGUUCCAGGGCCUCCCGCCCAACGACAAGUCAGUGGUGGUGCAGGGCCUCUACAAGUCCAUGCCACGCUUCUUCAAGCCGCGACUGGGCAUGACCAAGGAGGAGAUGGUGGUGUUUGUGGAGGUGCCGGUUGGGGAUGAGGGCAGCCGCCCAGGAGCCCAGGCGGCCAUCUGCUACAGCCCUCAGGCCGGAAAGGUUUACCGCUUGUGCAGCCCGCCCGGCGAGCUGCGCAAGGUGGGCGUGCUGGUCACGCCGGACAACGACCUCUAUAUUGCCGGGGGCAUGGCGCUCACGGGCUCCCCGGGCUUCGGGGCGAGCGGCGGCUCGGAGACUGCGCCGGCCACGCCGCAGCAAGGCCACCCGCACGGCCGCGUGCCGGUGCGCUCCUUCUACUGGUUCGACGCGCAGCAGAACGCCUGGGUGGGCAAGGCGCCCAUGCUGCAGGCACGGACGCAACCGGCGCUCGUCUACUGCCGUGCGCAGGUGUACGCGCUGGGUGGCGAGGUGGUGGUGGAGCCGGGCCGGCGCUCGGUGGAGCGCUACGACGUGCGGCGCGACGCGUGGUCGCCUGUGUCGCCAGCCCCCUUCCCGUGGCAGUGGUGCGCGGCGGUGGAGUGCCGCGGGCGCGUCUACGCCAUGGCGCACGACCGCACCUUCUGCUACGACCCGGCGGCCGACUCGUGGACGGAGCUGUCGCUGCGCCGCACGAGCCGCUGCUUCGCCUCGGCCGCUGCCCUCGACGGCCGCAUCUACUACAUCGGCGGGCUGCACAUCAGCGGCGGCGGCUGUGGCAUCAGGGUGCCGUCGGGCACGCUCAACGGCUCCUCCAUCUCGGUGGAGGUGUUCGACUCGCAGGCCAACGCGUGGGAGAUGCGCGCCUGCAUCCCCGCGCGCCGCUACUCGGACCCGUGCGUGCGCGCCUUCGCGCUGCUCGGCUCGCUGUGCGUGUUCCUGCGCGAGACGCACCUGGCCGACCGGCCGCGCUACGCCGUGUACCGCUACGACGCGGCGCUCGACCGCUGGGAGCUGCUGCAGCAGGUGUCGGAGCGCGUGCUCUGGGACCUGGGCCGUGACUUCAAGUGCACCGUGGCGAAGCUCUACCCGUCGUGCCUCGCCGAGUCACCGUGGAAGCCGCCGCCCCCCCCCGCGUCGCUCUCGCCCAUGGUGGAGAUCGACAGCUUCGACGAUAUCGAGGAGGUGGUGCUCAUCCCACCCGACUGACGAGGCGAGGCGAGGCGCGUGCGUGUGCCUCGUGCGCACGCCUCGUAGAGGGAGGCGGGCGGACACCAAGGAGGAGCGAGCGGGGGGCAGAGAACGCACCCGAGCGGAGAGAGAGAGAGAGAGAGGGAGCGACAGAGGAGUAGGACUGAGGAACGCGACACAGGAAGCGAGGGAAGACGACCGACCUCAAAGACCCUCCUCGGUUAAAUCCUCGGGCUGGCCGAAAUUGCAGUUGCGAAUGGAGAAAAAAAAAAGAGUAAAAUAAAAAAAAAUAUGUGUGCAUCAUGUUGGGGUUAAACGCGGGGUUAGGUGAAAAAGUCGUUUGUCCGCUGUCCGUAUCUCCCGCCCUCCGAGACACAUUCACGGGCGAUGCUUGGUGCAUGCUGGGCACACGACGUGCGUAAUUAUAUCAUUGAGACGUCGCCGGAGCCCGCUGCUUGCGCCAUGACCACCGCGUGACCUCUGCGUGCGGAGCGCCAGAUCCCCCUCCCCCCCCUCACCGACGGCUCGUGUGCAGUAAUGAAGUAAUAGCGAGCCGCUCGCCCGCCCGCCCGCCCGCUUGCCCAGCCGGCGCCGCGUCCACAGCUCGGCGCUGCGACGCAUCAAUCAGCCUACGUUGUGCGACGAUGUAAACCGUUCAUUUUGUUUUGUAUAUUUAGCCCCUCAUCGGUGCAGUGUGGCUGCUGCUCAUUUUUCGUUGUUUCCCCCCCCCCCCCACCUGAUCAGUGUUUUCCUGGGUGCACCUUCAUUAUUAGGGUGACCCCCCACCCCCCCUCACCCCCCCCCCCCCCCCGUGUCGUGUUUUGUAUAUUUGUAUAAUUUCCAGCGGACUGCAUACUAUAGCCCACGAACCCUGGACCCUUCCAAACCCCCCCCACCACCAAACUCUGCCUCUUGACCAUCCUUGACCCCCCCCCCCCCCCAUGCCACCUCGUCCAUCGCCUCUUUCCUCGUCUGCAGUCUGGAGUUUUUGGUUGGGGUCUGGCGAUCCCCCUCCGUUCGUGCAUUACGCAGCGGACGACGUUGCGCGUCACCAAACUGGGAGAGCUGCAGACUGCCGACGACUCGUGGCUAGGAGCCGUUGAGUUCUGCGGCGACCGUUGCCCUCUCCGUUAGCCGCCUGUCGAGCCCUGGCAAUCAAACGCGUUUAUUAGGAAGUCAUUGGCCGGCGAGUGUCCAGUGAAUCGCAUGCAUUGUCCACCGCCUAUAGGGAUCUGACGGUCACAUUUGAAUUAUAUAUAUAGCCUUUAGAGUCCAUCAGCCUGUCGGUCUGGAUUGGUCCAAGGCUCUGCGGACCAAUCCCAGCAAACGUAUGUUCUCAUAUCAAACUCUGGAUCGGGUUUCUGCUUUCAGAGUCUCAUCAGCAGGGUGUGACCUUGUGUGUCAGGGUGAGAGCACUGUUCCAGCACUGUUGUAUGGUGCAGUCCAUCGAAUUCCGUAAAUAAAUUAGGGGGAUGUUAUCUCCUGGAGAAGAGGAGUUGAGUACUAUUCUGCCCCGAAACUGGUUGAUGUGUGAAGAUCUGAGCUGGCACUGCACUGCAGUUUGCACCCUGUAUUUUUUGAAAAAAACAAAAGCGUUUGUCUUUAUAGUUUAAAUUCCCACAAUGUCUCAAUUGGGCACUGCUACUUACAACAUUGAGUUACUCUCGCGUGUUCAAGAGACCAUCGAUGGUCCAUAACCUUCACUUGGCUGGAAACUGGACGAACGAUCGGAGAACUCGACAGUUCAUCGCCGUAACAGGGAGGCAUUGGGAUCAUUUUGUCAUCGCGAGUCUCGGCCGGGAGCGGCUACUCGUAGUGAGGGUGCAGGGGGGGGGGGUGACGCACGCGCUGCCGGCGCGAGAGAGGCGCGACGCCCAUCGUCGGUGCACGGCGAUGGCUCGCGCAUGCCUCCUCUCCCCACUUGCACUGCGGACGAGCGCUUUCCGUGGCGGAGACGGCGACUUCCCCUCGAGCCGGCAUGGCGAAGAGAAAUUUAACCAAGUAGCGGCAGCGUGCGGGCGCUCCCCAAUUAGUCGGACGUUAACUCUCAUCACGACGUGCUGAAAGCAUUGUCCGCUUCCUUCUGCGCUACUCGACUUGUGGAGCGCUCACUUAAAUUAAGCCCAGUGGUUGUGGGGUCAUUUGCUGCCGUCAAUAAUCACUGCAGGCCAGCGCCAUGACAGACACUGAAGCUGAUGUCGCAGAGAUCCUGGCUUCGAAUCCGGGUUUCAGCCACCCAUGACUAAACUGGAUAAUUUAAAGAGUAGUGAGUUGAUCAUUCCCGCCCGGUCACCAAUAACUGCAUUUAAAAAAAGUCACAUUUGUUCGACUAAAAUCUGGCUCUGGGGAUUAAAUAUUUUGGUUUGAUUUACAUGCAAGGAAAAUGCAUACGUUUAUUAAUAUUAUAUAUGGUAAGGUGAGAGUCUCUUUGCAGGAUGGGACCUGGGGUGCAGAGAGAAUAUACACUACGGACAAAGUUGGCACAGAUAUUUGCGUUCCGCAUUGAGCAAAAAUGAGACAUGAGUGGCCUAUCGAAGGCUGUUCUGUGGCCCCGAAGUCCUGUUGAAGGGACUUCAGAAACAAUCUUGGGGCCAUUCUCUGACACCAAAUUCGUAUGGCUAGAGUUUUUAAUUGGUGUCAUAUCAUGACUCUACCGUAGUACAUUUGGAAGUGUUGAUAAAAAAACCUAAUAGGAAAUUAUUAUUCUCAGCACUGAUGUUGGUGAUAUGAUGCGGUGAGCGAUUCGGAGCAAAUCUCUUUGGAAGUGGACGUUGAUCGUUUUUCUGUUUAUGAAUCGGGCCACGGUAAAAGUGAGCGGGUUGAACAUGUCCUUAAAAAAAGUGCGUGCGACCGAGUGACGAAGCGAUUGUCCUUGCUAAAUUCCUCCCCGCGGCGCCCACGUUAAACCGCACUGCAUGCAUCUUUAUCGGCGCUUCCCUGUGAGCACUGGGUGACGACACUUUUAAAUAUGUUCAAAAUAAAGCGUGGUGCUUCCGCAGAUUUUUGUGGGCCUGACCGGGGCCAGUGAAUCCAGAGGCAAUCGUGAAGCACAUUGGUGCAGCCAAUCACACUCGAGGAUUUGCGGUUACCUCACGGCGUCAGUCGGACACGUGUUGGAGAGCUCAACGAAUUGUUUUUUUGUUGGAGAAGUUUUGCGCGACGCGCGAAUGCUGCCGUGUGAUUGGCUGCGUGUUCGUUUUGCCGACCAGCUGCGGGACACCGUGAUCUUUACAUUUCAGCGAAGGCUUUUAAUGGCGGGGAGGCAAUGCCAUUGUCGGAAUCGAUGCAGAAGUGGGAUUUAUACGGAACGUACAAAUAAUAAAAGUACAAAGCAAAUCGUUUUAUGACCGUUGCUAAUAUUGUUAUCCCAACGCUGAUCUCUCCCGGGUGAGAGCAAAGCCUGUCCAUGCAACUUGGUGGGUCCCACCACCGUGGGGACGGCCGUUGAAACGCAACGGCGUAACGAUGACGCCGCGUGAAAGUCACCCGUGUUCUGUUGCGAGUGACUGAAUCAUGUUGCGAGUAACUGAAUCCACUCCGGGGGACCUGGGAAGACGUUUUGCGAGUGCCGACCGGGAAUUGGGUGGGUGGGUGAGGGAAGGCGUCGGGGGCGUUGUUUUUCGAUCGCUCCGCCGGUCCUUGGCUCCGUGCCGGUUGUCGACCUCUCGUCCGAAGGAGUUGCACGCAAUGGGGCAGGGAAAGCGUGCGCCUAUCUCACACCCCGCUUCCAACUCUGUCCCCCCUGCCCUGCCUUCUUCUGCAUCAUCGCAAUCUAUGCCUUCCCUCGUUUACCCAUGGUGUAAGGGUUCUUUUUCUAUGUAAAUGUUUUAUCUUAUCGCCCUCCUUGACGGAGGCCUUUUUGUACGUUGAGCCGUUGUUGGCCAAAGAUUUGUCUCAAGUCCCUCCGCUCCAGGUUGGCCCACGAUUCUGAACCGAGGUUUUUUUUUUGUCUUUACAGAGCCGCAGCACGUCAGCUGUGACACGGCCAGAAUUGGCAUGAUGAUAUUGAUGAUAUUGAUGAUGAGGAUGAUGAAGAGUUAUUGCCACAAACUUCAAAUUUUAGCUUGCCACACUGCCUGGGCAGAUAUGGCUCCAGGUCAGAAACUCCUUGCAUCAAUAUUUUACACGGCCAACAGCUGCGCUUGUUGAUGUAAAAGGUGCGUGUUUAAUCAAAUAAAAUAAAAACCUUUGAAAAGGUUUUCGCAGUGAUUGACCGUAUCACAAUUGGUGUCAAUAUCUUACCGCAUUGGAUGGUACCGACAAGUGUAAUUUCAAAACCGAGCCCAUGAACUACACAAUGGGUUUGAGGAAAUGAUUAUCGGCAACCCGGACCGGAUCUUUGGGAGCAAACUGGAGCAGAUUGCACCAACGUCCUUCUCUUCCUCUGAGCUUCGUGCUCCAGUCCAGUGCGUCCGGUAACUCCACCCCUAGUUUUCGACUGUUUACAGGGCUCGACUUGCAUAUUGUUACUGGCAGCUUGGCUGCAUCGCUUCUCUUCGGGUUUUUGCCGAGUUGCACAUUCUGGUAAUGUGAUGCUCACACACGUGAACGCGCACACAUGCACCCGCGCGCACACACACAUGUGCACACACGUGUACACACGUGUGUCCAGGAAGCUUAAUGCUCCAAACUUGGGUUCUGUUACUUGUUGCCUGUGACUGUGCAACCCCAUCCACAACCAGAGUCCGUCGAAUACGCAGAACCACUCCCAGGCCCGGCCAUUUCAAAUCGAUCAAUGAGGGAGUGUGACGAACCCGCGCGGAAAGGUGAACUGGCAGGCUAUACCCAGGAGGCCAAAACAAUGAAAUUGGCAUUCAGUUGCAUUUAUUCACGGAUUAAUUAAUGCCGUUUUUUUCUUUAUAUCCGAAGGGCACCGCUGGCUUGCGAAGGAGGGCGAUUGCUCGAGAUGUUCGCUCGGGUGUUGGGUUUUCCCUGCAAUGCAUCCUCGCGGUUUAGCCUGCAGUUGCCCGUCGCUCGCGUGGCCUCGUGCACUCCGCGUCCCUCGACGAUGUCGCUGUUCGCCGAAGUGGCUUCCUGAUAGAAGUGUCGGUGGACAAAGCCAUCGAACUGAACGUAAAAAUAAUCACAGCGGUGUGUGGGGUGAGACGCUGACACCUUGCACGCCUCUCAUUAUAAACACUUGGGUUGUGGAGUUGGGCCCUCUCGGCCCCGGAGGUUCAAAAUUGUUGUUGCUUUGGAAACGUCGAACCGGUGAAUAAAUUAAACUGCUCUGUGCGAACCCUC